Aspergillus calidoustus is the source of this 570-nucleotide messenger RNA. The record is from the annotation of a GenBank genome assembly. NCBI's taxonomy places the organism in Eukaryota, Fungi, Ascomycota, Eurotiomycetes, Eurotiales, Aspergillaceae.
AUGAUCUUUGAGAAGCUUCAGUCAGUUUCUGAUAGCCCGUCUGCCUCUUUCCAAGUUCUCUCUGACCUUCAUCUGGAGAUCAAUCAACAAUACCCGUCUUUUGAGAUUCCAGUGUGCGCCAAACAUCUCAUUCUUGCUGGCGAUAUUGGGCGCUUGGUGGACUACGACAACUAUCGCAGUUUCUUGCAAAGGCAGACAGACAGAUUUGAGCUUGUAUUCCUGGUCCUUGGAAACCAUGAGUUCUACGAGGACAAACUCGCAGCAGGAUUACAAAAGGCAAGCCAGCUUGAGCAGGAACCCUGUUUGAAGAAGCGCCUCAUCCUCCUCCAUCUGGGACGUUACGACAUCCCAGGAUCCUGUGUCACUAUUCUUGGCUGCACGCUCUGGUCCGAUGUUCCAGAUGAAGCCAGGGACAUUGUCCGGUCCAGAAUUCAAGACUUCAAGAAGAUUCAAAAAUGGACGGUUGAUGAUCAAAACGAAUCUCACAGGGCCGACCUUGCCUGGCUACUGAGCGAGUUGGAGUCUAUAGAGCGUAAGAACAAGACGGAGAACAGAAGAGAUCUGUACUAG